Molecule: messenger RNA, 3687 nt
Organism: Topomyia yanbarensis
Lineage: Eukaryota; Metazoa; Arthropoda; Insecta; Diptera; Culicidae
Exons: 1
Coding region: 1-3687 (1228 amino acids)
Source: RefSeq, a predicted model, not a curated record
AUGCUUUAUGGACAACCAGAGGCUAUCGUCAACUCGUUGAUAGGGAAAAUCAACGCACUUCCCCCACUGCGGGAAGAUAAGCAGGAAACAAUCGUAGACUCUGCUGUGAACGUGCAGAAUUUCUGUGCAACAGUUGACGCCUGCGGUAUUGCAGACUAUAUGUAUAACAUUUCUCUGCUACACCAACUUGUUAGCAAGCUUCCGCCGACCAUCAAGUUGGAUUGGGCGCGAUACCGGCUGACUCUGUCUACUGUCAAUCUAGCGACGUUUGGAGAUUGGGUGUACUCAUUGGCGGAGGCAGCCAGUGCAAUAACUAUCCCAUCGGUUAUGAUGGAGUCCAAGCCAGCACGUUUCGAGGCUAGAGCGACUAAAAGGGAAAGUGCCUACCUUAAUGCCCAUGCCGAAACGUCACACCAAGCUUCUGCAUCCCUGCACACACUUCAGUCCAGUGCAAAUGUGAAACGAUCGUUCGAUAAUAGUUGCCCCAUCUGCAAAGGUAGCUGUAACGCAGUCGCCAAAUGUAAGCGCUUUCAGGAGCUGUCCCGGGAUUCACGAUGGGCCGCAGUGCGAGAAUUCGAUUUAUGUCGCAGAUGUCUCCGCAAACACGUUAGGGACGGCUGCACUGCUAAACUAUGCGGAAAAAACGGUUGUACGCGGAUGCAUCAUGAACUACUGCACAACGAUCAAAAGGACGAUUCGCCUGCCACGAUUACAUCGCCGGAGUUGCCUACGGAGAAGCAGAGUGGUGAACCAUCCCAUGGAUGUAACAUACAUCAUUCCAACUCUAGUGCCGUGUUGUUCCGAUACCUUCCGGUUGUGUUACACGGCAAACACCGGUCGAUUCGUACGUAUGCUUUCUUCGACGAGGGGUCAGAGUUAACACUACUCGACCAGGAACUUUCAGAAGAGUUGAUGCUGGAAGGAAAUGUGCAACCGUUGUGUCUGAGAUGGACCGGAGGCUCCCAACGAAAUGAGACGAACUCCCGAGUCGUCAGCCUGGAAGUAUCAGGAAUACAAAAUUCUGCCAAAAAAUUCAAGCUCAACAGCGUGCGCACUGUUGAAAGCCUACUUUUACCGCACCAAACGCUCGACACGGAGGAAUUGGCGCAACUCUACCCGCAUAUCCGCGGACUGCCCAUUGAAUCAUAUAGCGACGCAAGACCACGUAUACUGAUCGGAAUGAAGCACCUAGGAGUCAGUGUAGUGCUUAAGACCAAAGAGGAUGGAUACGAUGAACCAAUUGCAGUAAAAACACGGCUAGGAUGGACCGUUUGUGGCGGAUGGAAGCUGCAUGAAACCCUUGCUGCUGGACAAUGUGCGUUUCAUGUGUGUGUAGAUGCAGAACACUCCGACGAGAACUUGCAUCAAGCCGUGAAGGCUUAUUUCGCAAUGGAUAGCCUAGGCAUCACAAAAUCCGACAAGGUUAUUCUAUCUUCCGAAGAUCAACGUGCUGAGAAUAUCUUGAAGUCUCGUACCCAACUUGUUGGCAAUCGCUAUGAAACUGGUCUACUUUGGCGCUACGAAGAUAUCCGUCUACCUGAUAGCCGUGAAAUGGCUCUUCGUCGACACCAAAGCCUUAUUACACGAAUGGACAAAGACCCGUUCUUAGCGGAGGCACUCCAACAGAUGAUUUCCGACUACGUUGCGAAAGGGUAUGCAAGGAAACUUAGCGACGACGAACUCAAACAAACGUUUCCGCGCGUCUGGUAUCUUCCAGUGUUCCCGGUAACAAACCCGAAUAAGCCCGGAAAAGUGCGAUUGGUUUGGGACGCAGCGGCCAAAAGUUUCGGGAUCUCAUUGAACUCCGUUCUGCUAAAAGGAACAGAUUACCUUUGCUCGUUAUUUGCUAUCCUGCUUCAAUUUCGAGAAGGGCGAAUAGGUCUAGCUGGGGACGUGCGCGAGAUGUUCCACCAGAUACGUAUCCGUGACGAAGACCAACAGUGCCAGCGCUUUUUCUGGACCGACAAGGACGGAAAUUUGGCGACCUACGUCAUGAGCGUGAUGACGUUCGGUGCCUGCUGUUCGCCUAGCAGCGCGCAGUAUGCGAUGACUUUGAACGCUGAACGAUUUUCUCACGAGUUUCCUACAGCGGCGAAGGUUAUAAUAAAGCGACACUACGUUGAUGACAUGCUGGUUAGCACUAAUUCGGAACAAGAUGCCAUUCGUAUUGCAGAGGGCGUGCACUAUGUACACUCUCGAGGUGGUUUUGAAAUCCGCAACUGGAUCAGUAAUUCCAAACGGGUCUUGGGGUGUUUAAAACAAGAUAAGACCCACGAGAAAAAUCUGGAUCUCUCGCCCGAAUUGUCCACCGAGAAAGUGCUUGGGAUGUGGUGGUGUACGGAAAAGGAUGUUUUCACUUACAAGGUUGGAUGGAACCGUUAUGACAGCGCCUUAUUGUCAGGUCAACGAUGCCCCACGAAACGUGAGGUCCUCCGUGUGCUUAUGACGAUCUUCGAUCCCCUUGGUUUGAUCGCUCACUACCUUAUGUAUCUUAAAGUUCUGCUGCAGGAUAUCUGGCGUUCCGGUACCCAAUGGGACGAAGAAAUCAAUGACGAUUCGUACAACAAAUGGAAAAUUUGGUUAGCAGUCCUUCCGCAAGUCGAGCACGUUCAGGUUUCACGUUGCUAUCAACUACGUACACCUCCAGUUGAUAGCGUGGAAUCUUCAUGUUUCAGGAUUGAUCACUCAACUUUAAGCUGUGCCAACCAACCUCGGAACAUCAAUCCAUCAAUCCAAAACGACAAUGGACAAACACGGUCUUCGAAGGAUGCCGUCGAAGUACAACUGCAUACUUUCGUAGAUGCUAGUGAGAAUGGGAUGGCGGCCGCAGUGUACCUCCGUUUCAUGCAUGCUGGAGAAGUUGAAUGCCGCCUCGUAGCAGCCAAAACCAAAGUGGCUCCAUUGAAGUACCACUCUAUCCCUAGGCUGGAGCUUCAGGCGGCUGUAAUUGGUGCUAGGCUUGCUCAAUCAAUCGAAGAGACACUUUCUAUACCAAUCAACAGGCGUAUUUACUGGUCAGACUCCAGAGAUGUGCUGUGCUGGAUACGCUCAGAUCAUCGCAGAUACUCGCAAUUCGUCGCCUGCCGUGUAAGUGAGAUUCUUGAAACUACCGAUGAAAGGGAAUGGCGAUGGAUCCCAACCAAGCUUAACGUUGCAGACGACGGAACUAAGUGGACGAGACAGCCAGAUCUAACUCCAGAAGCAAGGUGGUUCAAUGGUACCGAGUUUCUGAAAUGCCCAGAAGUCGAUUGGCCACAUUCAACGAUUGUGACUAACGCUACCGAGACCGAGCUCCGUCACCGUUUACUAUUUCACCACAUUGAACCAACACCAAUCAUAAGCGUCGUCGAUUUCUCUAGCUGGAAGCGAUUAGUCCGUGUAGUUGCACUUGUCCAGCGUUUUCUGGCUAACUGCCGCCGCAAACUACAACGCGAGCGAAUCCGCACAGCACCACUUUCCAUGAAAGAACAACGUGGUGCCGAGGAGUAUAUCCUGCGUCUUACUCAGCGUGAAGCGUUUCCCGUAGAAGUGAAUUUACUUAAUGAGUGCCCUCAAAAACCACUUCCCAAAGUGAGCCAACUGUACCAACUGACACCAUGGUGCGGAUGCGAAGUAGGAUUGCUGCUUGCGAUUUCGCUACGGAGGAUGCUAAAAGUCCAAUACUUCUUUCUCGUAAUCACCACAUAA